GCCCCCCUCCCGGCCGCGGCCCGGCCCGGCCGCCAUCAGCGGAGAGAAGCCGCCCGGCUCCCGCCUCCGCCGCGACAUGGAGGCCGUGAAAGCCUUCAAUAGCGAGCGCGCACUUGAACACCUCGCGGAGCUACGUUUUAAAUCUGGGGAUGGGAAUACAAAGGCCUGGAGGCUCGUCUCCGUGUUUGAGAAUAGCAUAUUCGCUGUGGUCAGGAUGGAAGCAGACAUUCCUUACGUCCUGCACGGAGCUCAGGUCCUGCACCCGAGCGCUGUGCUGAAUGGGCUACGGCACCCACAAACGCGCCUACAGGCUCAGUUGUACUCGCUAAAUGAUUAUAAGCCACCCAUUUCUAAAGCUAAAAUGACACAGAUCACCAAGGCAGCAAUCAAGGCUAUAAAGUUCUACAAGCACGUUGUGCAGAGUGUUGAGAAAUUCAUUCAGAAGUGUAAACCAGAAUACAAGGUACCUGGUCUGUAUGUCAUUGACUCCAUUGUGAGACAGUCCCGGCAUCAGUUUGGGCAAGAAAAGGAUGUGUUUGCUCCAAGAUUCAGCAAUAACAUCAUCAGCACUUUCCAGAACUUGUACCGUUGUCCUGGGGAUGACAAGAGUAAAAUUGUUAGAGUGCUAAAUUUGUGGCAGAAGAAUAAUGUGUUCAAGAGUGAAAUUAUUCAGCCUCUCUUGGAUAUGGCAGCAGGAAUUCCUCCUCCAGUUGUGACCCCUGUCUUGCCCAGCACUACAGCUGCUAUGAGCAACAAUACACCAGGAACACCUGUGACUCCAGUUACUCCAGCCAAUGUGGUACAGAGUUUACCUGAUCCUUGGGUAUCCCAGAUUGCUAAUACAGAUACCCUUGCUGCUGUUGCGCAGAUUUUACAGAGUCCUCAAGGCCAACAGCUUCAGCAGUUGAUACAGACACUGCAGAUACAGCAGCAGAAGCCUCAGCCUUCACUACUUCAAGCCCUGGAUGCUGGUCUUGUUGUUCAGUUACAGGCCCUCACAGCACAGCUUACAGCUGCAGCUGCUGCUGCUAACACACUUAAUCCACUGGAACAGAGUGUCUCUUUUAAUAAGCUGAUGGACAGGUUUGACUUUGGGGAAGAAUCUGAACAAAAUGAAGAGCCUAAAAAGGAAACUCCCACUUCCCAACUGCCUUUAGUACCAGAAUCUGUGAACAACUCGCUUUUUCACCAACUAGCUGAACAGCUACAGCAACAAAAUUUAGAACAUCUCAGACAACAGCUUCUGGAGCAACAGCAGCCUCAAAAGGCAAGCCCUGAGGAGAAUCAAGAAGGAAAUUUUGGUUCAGAGCACUCUGCCUCACCAUCACAAGGGAGUAGUCAGCAGCAAUUUUUAGAAGUGGAAACAAAUGUAGAUGAUUCAAUGGAUAUUCAACAACAGGACAUGGAUAUAGAUGAAGGACAGGAUGUCGCUGAAGAAGAGAUUUUUGAACAAGAAGAAAAGAAAUCAGCUGUUCGUUCAAGAUCAAGAACUCGUUCAAGAUCUCGUUCAAGGUCACCAAGGAAACGGAGGUCUAGAUCACGAUCUGGUUCUCGUAAGCGUAAACACAGAAAACGUUCACGCUCGAGAUCAAGAGAAAGGAAGAGAAAGUCGUCUCGGUCAUAUUCCAGUGAAAGAAGGGCUAGGGAAAGGGAAAAAGAACGUCAGAAAAAGGGAUUGCCUCCUAUACGUUCAAAAACACUAAGUGUUUGCAGUACUACUCUUUGGGUAGGUCAAGUAGACAAGAAGGCUACACAGCAAGAUUUAACUAACUUGUUUGAAGAAUUUGGACAAAUAGAGUCGAUUAAUAUGAUUCCCCCAAGAGGUUGUGCUUAUGUCUGUAUGGUUCACAGACAAGAUGCAUAUCGUGCUCUUCAGAAACUUAGUUCUGGGUCCUAUAAAAUAGGAUCUAAAAUUAUUAAGAUUGCCUGGGCUUUGAACAAAGGUGUGAAAACAGAAUACAAGCAAUUCUGGGAUGUGGAUCUGGGAGUUUCAUAUAUUCCUUGGGAGAAAGUAAAAUUGGAUGAUUUGGAGGGCUUUGCUGAAGGUGGCAUGAUUGAUCAGGAAACAGUAAAUACAGAAUGGGAAACAGCCAGAAGCUCAGAAGCUGCUAAAGAAAAUAUUCAAACUACACAGAGUGCUGCAGUUGAUAAGAGUACAGUUAUUACAACGCAGACAGAAGCUUACACGCAACCAGUCACUAUGCUGCAGAUUCCAGUAGCUCCAGCUGUACCUGCUGUUAGCUUGGUUCCACCUGCGUUUCCUGUCACAAUGUCUGUCCCUCCUCCUGGUUAUAGUGCAAUUCCUCCUCCACCCUUCUUGCGAGCGAGUUUCAACCCUUCGCAGCCACCUCCAGGUUAUAUGCCUCCCCCAGUUCCACCUGUGGUCCCCCCACCUGUUGUCCCGCCACCUGUUGUCCCACCAGUUGUUCCAACACCUUUAGUCCAGCCUCCAUUACCAAUUGCACAAGAGACAAUGAAGGAUGUUCCUUUUACUAGCCUUGUUCUACCAGUUGGCACAGUUACUAGCAAUCUAGCUACUCCAACGUUAUCUGCUGGAAGUGUUUUUAAUCCUCUGCCAAUCACCAAACCAGAAUCAGAUGAAAAGGGGUCACAUCUUGCAGACCUUCAGAUUUCUUCCAGUGAAAACAGUAGAUCUGUGCAAAGUGAUGUCUCGAGUAGCUCUGGACUCGUUGGAGGAGUGCAGCCACCCAGCGUCUCAAGCAGCUCUGGGAUUACUGGAGAAGGGCAACCACCCAGCGUCUCAAGUAGCUCUGGACUUGCAGGAGGAGUACAGCCACCCAGUGUUUCAAGCAGCUCUGGACUUGUAGGAGUGCAACCACCAACUGUUUCAAGCAGUUCUGGUCUUGCAGGAGGAGUGCAGCUACCUACUGUCUCCAGUAGCUCUUCUCUUGCUGGUGGAGUUCAGCCACCCAGUGUCUCAAGUAGCUCUGGACUCAUGGCUGGAGUGCAACCACCAAACGUCUCCAGUAGCUCGGGGCUUCUAGCUGGAGUGCAUCCACCCAGUGUCUCAAGCAGCCCUGGCCUUCUGACAGGAAUGCAGCCACCCAGUGUCUCAAGCAGCUCAGGAGUUCUGGUAGGAGUACAGCCACCAAGUGUUUCGAGCAACUCUGGGCUUCUCAUAAUGCCACCACCUAAUGUUUCAAGUAGUUCUGGACUUAUGGGAGUGCCACCACCAAAUAUUUCAAGUAGUUCUGGACUUCUGGCAAUGCAGCAUCCAGCUGGGGUUCAAAACAUGCCUCAUUUAAAUAUUAGUAGUCAAAGGAUGCCGGGAAUGCCUCUUAUAGAUAUCCGUCCAGGCCUAAUGCCCCAUUCGCCUGGACCAAGGUUUCCAUUAAUGCAGCCAGGAAUGCCACCGCAGCGUAGUAUUCCUCCUCCAGCAAUCCUUGAUCCAUCUCUUCACCCACCACCUCGAGGUCCUUUUCCUCCAGGAGAUAUUUUUAAUCAAACAGAAAGACCUUUUGGAACACCAGGAAGACAAAACAUUGAUAGCAUUUCUAAUCCAGAGAAAAGACUACCGCUUGGAGGUGAUAACAUUCAGCAGGAAGGAGACAGAGAUUAUCGCUUUCCUCCAGUGGAAAACAGAGAUAAUCUUAACAGACCAUCUCCAGCGGAUGUCAGAGAUUCUGUUGGACGACCACCAGUUGAUCCAAGAGAAGGCAUAGGAAGGCCUCCAGUAGAUGGAAGAGAACACUUUGCAAGACCACAUGUAGACAUGAGAGAAAAUUUUGGAAGACCGGGUAUAGAUAACCUUGGUCGAAGAGAGCAUUUUGGUUUCAAUUCAGACAAGCACUGGGGACAGAGAGGAGAUUAUGAUGAAAGAGAGCACCAUGCCUUCCCUAUUUAUGGUGGCCCUAAAGGCUUCCAUGAAGACAGAGAGAGGUUUCGGCAUGUAAACUAUAGGUUUGAUAGUAGAAGUGGUCCCAAUUGGAACAGAGGAUUUGAACAAGAUGCUCACAGAGAUUUUGAUGACCGCAGAAGACCCUGGGAAAGACAGAGGGAUAGGGAUGACAGAGAUUUUAAUUUUUGCAGAGAAAUUAAUGGGAACAGGUUUGGAAGAGACAGAAUGUCAAACAACUGGAUCCCCCCUCCACAUCCACGGGUUUUUGAAUAUUUUGAUGGGGCCACUUCCCAACGCAAAGCCGAUAAUAUGCCCCAGGUAAACGGUGAAAAUACAGAGACAGAAAGUCAGCCACCAACUGCACAGGUGCAGGAUGAUCCAGAACUUUAUGAAAAACUGACAUCUUCCGUCGAGAUAAACAAAGAGAAGAGUGACACAGAAGCUGAUAUAGAAAGUGAACCAGUGGUAGAAAGCACAGAAACUGAGGGGACAUAAUCAUCACUCAGUAGGUAAAAGAUACCUUUUGUAAAGUUGUCAUCUCUCUGUAAUAGAUAAAUGGCUGACUGGACCGUAGCAGUUCACUUUUGUCUGCCAGAAUUAAGUUAAUCUGAUGUUCAUGUUCAUCUUUCACUUAAAUAACUGUACAACUGACUUGUAUAGAACACUGUUCUUAAUUUGAACAUGGUAGGUAAACAUUUUUUUUUAUUUCUCUGGUAAAGCAUAAAUUUUCCCCCACUUGCUUUUAAUUUCACAAAGAUAAAAUAACAGCUUGUCAAACAAAGACUUCCUAUGGAAGAAAAUGGAAUUUUUUAGAUACUACCCUUAGGUUGGCUAUCGAAAUUGUUAUACUUGAAAACAGGUGCUGGUGUAUCUUGUCCGUGUUUUUAGGCUGCUGCAGAAUCUUAAAGUAUAGACAAAGCUGUGAUAUUUUAUGUUCCUACAAUUCGGCAGAAAAUGAAAUGGCCCAUGUUAUAUAAGGAGCAUAACACAGAGAUUAAAAGUGAUUUUGUAAAAUCUACACUAUAGUCUCUGUUUUCUCUAAAGUAAGUGUUUGUGAUUUGUUCCUCGUACUGCAGUGGGUUUAAAAAAAUGAAAAAAUACAUUUUAAUGUUGGGUGCAUUUUGUUUUUAGAUGCCAAUAAAGCAUAUUUGUUUGAUAACAGUGUUCUAGGUAUUGUAUUUUUUUAAAAACCUGCAAGCUCUAAAAACUUGGAAUCAGCUAUAAUAUGUGCUUAGCUAGUCGUUGCAAAAGGUUUAUAUUACUUUUGUAAGACCAAUGCAACAGUUAUAUGUGCAAGAAGCAUAUGGUUUUUAGAUCGAAAAUCAUGCAGUCAUAUUAGUUUAUGUAAAUAAUAUAUGUAUGUAAAUAUUUGUGUAAACUGUUUGUAGAUACCACUUUUCUGUGCGUGCCUGUGUAUGUGCACACACUCACAGAAUACUGUAGACAGUUCAAUAAAACUGAAAUGAAACUAGGUUGUAAAAAGUUGCCUUUCACCUUCUUUAGGUAGUAAGAUAACAAAACUUCACUGCAAUACUGUCAACCUUAUAUUUACCUUCUCAUGCUCAUUGUUAUGAUGUUCUUGCUACUUCUAGAAGGUGGAACAUGAUGUACUGUAAGAAUAUGCAGUAGGAUUUUAGCUUACUUUUUAAAAUGCAGAUAUGCAUGAAGCCAAACCUUAAGCAAAUAUUUGCAUUGUCUUAUUUUGUAAUAUAUUUGGUAUUCUGGAUAGAUAGUGGUAGUGUUCCAGUACUUUGUGGUUAUUUGUUUUUAGUGAUUCAAAGUCCAGAAAUGUUGCACGAAAAGUAAAAUGCUGUUGUUGGUCUAAAAAACCCUACAUGUUUUUAACAGAAAUAAGGGGGGCUUUGUGUUUUGAUGGCUUAAUAUUGGAGUAGAACCUCUUGUUAAAUUGUUGAGAUGAAUUGGCUGCUUAGGUAAAUUAGUAGUGCUAUUCUCUCCUGUUUCACCUACUUUGCUGCUUGUGUAUUCUUUAAAUUGGUGGUGAAAGAUUUGGCUCUAGGGUAAUGCCAGAUUUUCAAUUUGUUUCACUGAAGUGCAUUUCACCAACUUCUUUCAACAUAACUUUUGUUAAAAUUCUGUGUCUGAAAUCAUCCUUUCACUCAGUUUUGAGAAAGUUGUUUUUCUUUUGCAUAAUAGGAUCCAAGGGUAGAUUCUGUUACAUGAAUGCCCCUUUGGUAGAAGAAACAUUUUUAGCUCAGAUCAGAAUUUUGAUCUUUAACAUUGAAACGUUAACAUGCAAGUUUUAAUUCCCCUUCUGCUUCCCCCAAAGGGAUCAAAGUAUGAGAAUGUCACAUGAGUGUAAAGCAUAAGCAUGUCUUUGUAGAAGCAAGUUACGCAUGUGUGUGUUGCCCUCUCCCUCUGGGAGGUGGAGUAUUUUUUCAUGCUGUGUCAUGGUUCAGUUUUUCAAUUACAAGGACUUUUAUUCUGGAUAGUAAACAAACUGUCAGCUUAAUGAAGGUAGCCUUUUGAAAGAGUGGACUUGAAUGAAUGAUUCUUUAUCUACUGUGCAAGUAGUAGUUAUUAGGAUGUAGUGAGGUAUGCAUUAAAUAACUAUUGCUUUGUAAUAGACCUUGCUGAUGUGUUUAUUACCAGAACGUGUCUCGGGAUUUGAGAUGAACAAUGUUUAAGGUAAAAUACCUUCAUGAGCAGACUCUGGCUCAAAGAACUUGGCUGAUGCUGCUGCACCACCUACUAGUAGUAUUCUGGUCAGGCGGAUAUGGUUGUGUGGAAGUCCAAAUGCACAAAAUAGCUAUAAAGGGUACUUUAUGAACGUAAGAGAUUUUCUUUAUUUCAUUUUAAUAUGUGCAGUUUGAAAAGGCUUCAGUCAUAUAGACCACAUAAAUACUCAGAAUCAAACACAUAUUGGCAGUAGCUUUUCUUUUCAAACAUUUUGUUAAAUGCCUCUUUAAAACUGAAAGUUAAUCUGUUUUUGUUUUUCUAAACUGGGACUGGCAGUAUGCUGAAUUGCUCAUAGUAUGAUGGUUUAGGUAAAUUACUACGUGAGAGAUGUUAAACAAUUUGGUUGGUAGUGGUAUAAAACAAUGUAUUAUUUAAUGAUUUUUCAUCUUUGUUAAUCUCUUUCAAGCAUUAAUAAAUUGGCUACUGUACAUAUGUGUUAUACCAUCAAUUUUUAACAGCUAUUUUAUUUUUUUGUAGAAUAAAAGUUUGUUGUACAGUGUUCAGUUGCAUCAUGUUUACAGCUAGAAUGGUUCCAUUUCUUAUUUUAUUAAUGUAGACUGCAGACAAAUGCUAUCAAAAUAGCCAUAUUCAGAAACUCAGAAGGGACUUAAUAUUACCGAAACAGUAUGGUUUCUUUAUCUUGCCAGUAGGAAUUUUUAAAUCUUUUAGAGUUUAAGUGAAGACUUUCUUUUCUCACUGUAGAUUA
This is a messenger RNA of Haliaeetus leucocephalus (bald eagle), 7262 nucleotides long. It is a transcript of the gene SCAF8, whose product is annotated as SR-related CTD-associated factor 8. Lineage: Eukaryota; Metazoa; Chordata; Aves; Accipitriformes; Accipitridae. The record is from RefSeq and is a predicted model, not a curated record. Gene Ontology annotation, cellular component: nucleus. The coding region runs from base 77 to 4354 and encodes 1425 amino acids. Gene Ontology annotation, molecular function: RNA binding. The transcript has 21 exons.